This is a messenger RNA of Mesocestoides corti, 624 nucleotides long. NCBI's taxonomy places the organism in Eukaryota, Metazoa, Platyhelminthes, Cestoda, Cyclophyllidea, Mesocestoididae. The record is from the annotation of a GenBank genome assembly.
UCACUGCAAAUAUCUGACUUAGAAGAAGUCCUUGUCGCCCUCUUCCAUACCAUUACAUUCCACAGAACUUUCCCAACGCUUACCUUCAAAGACGGAGCUGUGAGCUACACAUCCUAUAUUGGUACAGAAGAUGUCGACUGUCGAAAUGUUGACUUGACUUAUGUUCGGGUGGCUUCCAAAGCCGUUCACGAACGCAUUGCCGGCCAAGUUGCACUAUUCUCGAAAGCUCUUCACGAUGAAGCUAAAAAUAGUUCUGAUAAAUCGACAAGAGGAUCUAUUGCGCUGGCCUUUGUUAUAAACCGCAAAGGUAAUUGGGUCCUCGGUUCUGAACCAUCAGCCUGGGAACGUUGGACCGUCAAUAUUGAAGUGCAGCCUCCUUCCAUCGAUAAUGGACACCACCGUCAAAGAUUAUCAUCCCAGCUCAAGGGUGAGAUGCUGUACGUCCUCGACUGCAUCAACACAUCUGAAAGCUACCUGCCUGAGCUCGGAUGUUCACAGACUGACUGUGACCACGUCAUCGACUUUUCCAUGCCUGAGGUCUCUCCAUACAGAUUUGUUCUGUCGUACAUCACCGGAAAAAAACAAUCCCCUCAAGGCAAAACAGCUGGACUACGACGCCUCUGA